Molecule: messenger RNA, 881 nt
Organism: Schistocerca piceifrons (Central American locust)
Lineage: Eukaryota; Metazoa; Arthropoda; Insecta; Orthoptera; Acrididae
Product: mitochondrial import inner membrane translocase subunit Tim17-B-like
Exons: 3
Coding region: 140-625 (161 amino acids)
Biological process (GO): protein import into mitochondrial matrix
Cellular component (GO): mitochondrial inner membrane; TIM23 mitochondrial import inner membrane translocase complex
Molecular function (GO): transmembrane protein transporter activity
Source: RefSeq, a predicted model, not a curated record
CAGAAACAGAACUGUGAUUUCUCUGAAGCGAUUUUCUUUGGUGUGCGGUGGAGGAUAGUGGUGGUAGAGACUUGAAGUUUGAAGUUAAAAAUUACGCUUUAGUUACGUGUGUCAGUAUUCCUUAAAACAGCCAGUCGUAAUGGAAGAAUAUGCCCGAGAACCUUGCCCAUGGAGAAUAGUUGACGAUUGUGGUGGUGCGUUCACAAUGGGUUGUUUGGGUGGUGCUGUUUUCCAGAGCAUUAAAGGAUUCCGUAAUGCGCCGUCGGGAAUCUCCCACAGAUUGAUGGGCAGCCUCGCAGCGAUUAAGCAAAGGUCUCCUAUCAUAGCUGGAAACUUUGCCGUAUGGGGAGGCAUGUUCUCAACUAUUGACUGUACACUAGUACACUUCAGACAGAAAGAAGAUCCAUGGAACUCAAUUAUAUCGGGUGCAGCAACAGGCGGAAUCCUGGCGGCUCGAUCAGGCUUGCCGACCAUGGUAGGCAGUGCUGUUGUUGGGGGAGUCCUCCUCGCCCUAAUUGAAGGGAUCGGCAUAAUGGUAACAAGACUCACGGCUGACCAGUUCCGACCUGCCAGUCCAAUAAUGGAAGACCCUGGCCAACUAGGCAGACCACCAAAUGUACAAUAGCAUAAUACGAACAGCCAUUAGUUGCCGAAUUCCCUGUUAUGCCAGUGGACAAAUCUUUUGUGAUUCUAUGCAGUGAGCAUAUUUGUAGUGCUCUUCAGAAACUUGGCACUCGCUGCCUGUGUUUUAGGACCUUUGAGGAUUACUGGCACAUGUUGAGAUCUUUUGUGUAAAUAACUGUAAUGUAUAUAAUUCCAUAAUUUUAUGUACUGUAGUAAUAGAUGAAGGUGAAGCAAUAGUUUCUGAUUUUUAAAUUUGA